This is a messenger RNA of Trichoplusia ni (cabbage looper), 1692 nucleotides long. It is a transcript of the gene imd, whose product is annotated as protein immune deficiency. Bases 254 to 1009 code for a protein of 251 amino acids. The record is from RefSeq and is a predicted model, not a curated record. NCBI's taxonomy places the organism in Eukaryota, Metazoa, Arthropoda, Insecta, Lepidoptera, Noctuidae. Gene Ontology annotation, biological process: signal transduction. The transcript is spliced from 4 exons. Gene Ontology annotation, molecular function: protein binding.
AGCGAAACAAAAAAAAGAGAAGUGCCUUAGAAGUGCGAACUAUGUGAAGUGUUGUUUUUAAUGAUUGAUUAACACUUUAAAUAAUUGUACAAUAUUUAAAUAUCAUUAUAAGUAUUUAAUUCUAUUUUCCGAAUUGAAUUAAUGAGAAACUGUUGAAACAUUUAACUUCAUUAAAAAAGUUUAUCACGCUGUGAACUCAAAACAGUCAUUGAUAAGGAAACUGAAUAAUAAAUAUUACAUACGCGAAUCAACAAUGACUGCUAUAAAUUUAAAAGUUUCUAAACUUUUGGAGAUGUUUAAGGGACUGAAAUCUGAUGCAGUUCCGAGAGCGCCUCGGCCUUCGAGUGAGAAUGUUGAAACAGAAAAUGACUCAUCUCAAGAACAGGAAGAAGAAAUCGUGAUAGAGCCAGAGCCUGAUGACGAUUUUAAAAAACAAAAGAAGCCUAAAAAGACGUUCUUCAAAACUAAGAAAACUGAAGACAUUGAUGAUGAUGAAAAACCUAAGAAGAAAACAAAAGAACGAAGCGAAAGUACGAGUUCUGUGAAUGUUCAAGCAACUGGAAAUGUAUACAACAUAGUGAACGCUAAGGGUGUAAGACUAGGCAAUGAUUAUUACUUUGGCCCUGUUUCUAUGGCACCUCAAAACAAAACAGGCAGGGAGAAAAAAUAUGAAGAGGAAGAAAUUGAGAAGGACAACUUAAUUAAACUUGUGAUGGAAGCUAAAAUUAAGCCUGAUCAUGAUUACAUAGACUAUAUAUCCAAAAAUCUCGGCAAGAAUUGGCACUGUUUCUUCAGAUCACUGGGUUUUUCUCAAGGCCGGAUAGAAACCGCGGAGAUUAAUGCAGCUGGUUAUGAUAUAUCAGAGGCUCGCUACAAACUACUUUUGGACUGGAUAAAUAAUGAAGAUGAUGGCUCUCUAGGCCGUUUAACUACUUUACUAUGGGAGGAAGGAGAAAGGAGUAUAGUUAAGAAUUUGUCCGUCAUGUAUAAAAAGAGUAAAAAGCGAUAGUAUAGCUUAUGAUGAAUAUAGAACAAAGUUUCACUGCAAUACUAAGACUAGAUGAGUAACAUCACAUUACUUCAAUUUUGUAUUAAAAAGAGAUUUUGAAAUAGACUUCUUUUAUAUCUCUCAAGGAUUAAUAAUACAUUCCAAAAUUACUGCUGACAGCAUUACUCGCUUCUGUCAGUGGAUGUAAUUGGAGCCACUGAGCACCAAUAGACAUUAAUGUCCUUUAAAUCUUAAGGUUUUGGGAACAUUGAAAUAAUUACUUGUACACAAUAAAUAUCUAGUAAUAAGUAUGUACUCAAUUAUAUUAGCAAAAUAUGCAUAAAAAUGCUGCUGUGAAUGAAAAUGUAAAUGAACACAAUUAGUAUUAGGCAAUGGUAAGGGAAUAAAAUGUCUAUUUUUAUAAUAAUUCCAGAAAUUUUCUAUUUGAAGUAAUUUGUACGUGUAACUACCUACAUGCCUAUAAAGUGAUUUACUGUAAAAUGAUGUGAUUGGCACAAAAUCCAUCAGGCAAAUAUUGCCAGUAUAUCAAAAAUUGUGAUAUGAACUUAAAAAGUUAAUAAAACCUUUUAUUGUUGAAAUAUUUUAGAUCUAGUCACGGAAUAUAAUAUUUUUUAAGAUUUUACAUUUUGUAACAGCAAUAUUUGUUAAAGAUGUGAUCCAUUUAUUAAAAUUAUUGAAACUAA